GCCGUUCACUCUCGCACACAUUCUUUGCUGAUUUUUGAACAAGUGUUUUGUAUAUAUAUAUAACGACGACGAUGGACCGAAUGGGCAAGCACCUGCAGAUGCCGCCGAUGACGAGCAGCAGCGGCGGCGGCAGCUCGUCGCCGCCGCCGCCGCCGCCACAGCAGCAGCAGCAGUACCGGGGCGUGCGGAAGCGGAAGUGGGGCAAGUGGGUGUCGGAGAUCCGGCAGCCGGGGACCAAGACGCGCAUCUGGCUGGGCAGCUUCGAGUCGGCCGAGAUGGCGGCGGUGGCGCACGACGUGGCCGCGCUGCGCCUGCGCGGCCGCGACGCGCAGCUCAACUUCCCCGGCUGCGUCGGCUGGCUGCCGCGCCCCGCCAGCACGCGCCCGGGCGACGUGCGCGCCGCGGCCGCCGCGGCCGCCGACCGGGUGCGCUGCGACCCGGCGCUGCUGCUGCUGCAGCAGCAGGCGGCCGCGGCGCGGUGCCGCCACGACGACGAGGUCGAGCUCGACCUCGUCGGGGCCGGCGGGCCGGGGGCCGAGCUCCUCCUCGGCGGGAGCGACGAGGAGUUCGAGCUGGACCUGGGCUCGCCCAGGCUGUGGGCCGAGAUGGCGGAGGCCAUGCUCCUGGACCCGCCGGGCUGGGCCACGGGCGUCGGCGACGCGGAGGUGGCCCAAUGCUGGUCGCACGGCUCCCUGUGGGACGCCUGCUAGCUCUGAAGCUCUCUCUCUUCCUCACCGGCUCACCCGGCUGGCUGCUCAUCAAUUUGGCUUGCCUGCAAGUGUUUGGCAUUGGCCAUGGCCACUGGACGCUGCUAACCUCACAGGUGUCACAGUGCUUUUGGUGUGUGCCACUGUGAGAGCGUCUCGAUUGCUUAAUCCUCCUGUGUGUCUUCGCUUUCUGCUUCUGGGCUUGCCGUUUUGGUUCGUGCUAAUUAGCUGUAUAUUAGGCAAUGAUGACAAUCUUGGUCAUUGGUCAAAGUCUCAAAGAUACCACUGAUAUUAUUAUGGUUUGAUUUA
Molecule: messenger RNA, 1016 nt
Organism: Panicum virgatum (switchgrass)
Lineage: Eukaryota; Viridiplantae; Streptophyta; Magnoliopsida; Poales; Poaceae
Product: ethylene-responsive transcription factor ERF027-like
Exons: 1
Coding region: 72-710 (212 amino acids)
Biological process (GO): regulation of DNA-templated transcription
Molecular function (GO): DNA-binding transcription factor activity; DNA binding
Source: RefSeq, a predicted model, not a curated record